AAUCUACUUUAGGCUACAGUUGGUUAUUGCUUCGAUGGAAGUGUUGGGUUUCUUUGAAAUAAGUGUCGUUCUAUUUGUCGUUUUGCAUAUCUUGAGGAUUUACUUUGCUGAUUGCGAUGCAAUACUACAUUUCUACGAAAGAUUUGCAAAGCCACCGGAAAGAAGAUUACGAGGUAAAGUAAUUUGGAUCACUGGUGCAUCGAGUGGAAUCGGCGAACAUUUAGCGUACAAGCUAACUGAACUGGGCUGCAAACUGGUGCUAUCAGCGAGGAGAAAAGACGAAUUAGACAGAGUGAAAAAUCAGUGCCUGAGUAAGUGUUACUGUUAGGCAUUUCAGUAAACUCAACAAGCUUUGUUUGCAGUUCACAAAUGGAAGGAGAAAAGUGGUCGGAAUAAGGGGAGAGGAAUGGUUCUGUACUUUUAAACAGUUUCACUCCUAGAUGUCACCAAGAUAUCAUUUUUCUUUACAAUGUCAUUUCAUUUUCAAAAGAAAAGGUGGCUAAGAAAAAGAAAGAUAUAAAUAAGAGAUAUUGUUUGAUUUACUAGUUCUCAGAGUCAAGAAUGCAGGUUACUGUGGUCUAUGGCUGCUUAAAAGACCUCUCUUAUUGCCAUCUGUUCAGCCUGCGAGCAGGCUCUCAUGUUCAGAAUUUGCCUUAACCCUCUCAAACAUAGGUAUGCAUAUUCUCCAUACUGUUCUCUAAACAUUUCCUAAGAUGUUGACAUGGAGAAUUUGUCCAAGAAUCAAGAGCUUCUUUAGAUGGUGAUCAGCUCCUUUAUUCUCCUGACGUUAAUAAUAAUAAUAAUAAUAAUAAUAGUUAAUCUUUAUUGAGGAUGCCAACAUCACAGAAAGAGUGGUUUACAGAAGGGUCCUCUAAAGGUAACUACAAAUCAAUAUAAUUACGUAAAAAUGUAAAUAUAAAUACAAUCGAAAAAUAAAACAGAAAAACAUACAUUAUAUUAAAAAAUUAACACUAAUUUAAUUAAACUAGUGCUGCAUUAAAAAAAAAUUAAAAUAAAGCUUUCUUGAUACCACGCUUAAAUUGACUUAAGGUGGGCACAUCUCUUAGGGAAAGGGGUAAGGCAUUCCAAGCGUCCGCUGCAAAAUUUGAUGUUAUCCAGUGCCCCCAUCUUCUAUGUGCGGAAGAUUUACGAAUAUUUCGCUUGGAUCGUGUAUUAUAGUUAUGAUAAUUGCUGUUAAAAGAGCAGUGAAAGGUGUGCAUGUUAAUGUUUGAUUUGGGGGUGAUAUGAUAAGGAGAAAUUAGAUGCCAGUCACUCUUAGGGGUUAAGGGUUAAUGCCCCCUUUAGUGGCACAGCCCCCUUAUCACUCUCUUGGUAGCUGCUUAUGGAAAAGUUUUACUGAAAUCCUGAGAAUGACAAAAAAAAAAUGUAUGGCAGAAAGUGCAGAGAACUAUUCUUUACAAAUUGUGAGUGAAAGGUUCACCAAUUUGGCAGAAAAAGGAGAGAUCAGAGGUCAAGUGGCAUUUUUAAAGGUUGCCUUAAAUUAUUUCUGUUACGCAGGGCUUUCCAGAGAGACACUACCCAGGUACCAAGGGCUUCUCACUUUUAUUCUUGGGCAACCUUUAAAACUGUCAUUAAGUGUUCAGUGCAGAGAGGUUGUUUUGACAGUUGGUAUACACUUAAGGUGUUGCCAUAGAGAUAGGUGGCCAUUGUGGAGAGUGUGAAGAAGCAGUGUAUGAACUGUUUGCUAAUUUAAAGAAUUUGCCACUUUAGAAUGGUGCUGUUAGUUGGGAUUCAACUGUAUAUUUUAUGUAUAAACACAGCUUUUCUUUUCUUGCUGCAUAGGUUUGGCCCAAAAGCUUUUUCCAUUGACAUUUGAGGAAGAUUUUCUUGUCUUACCACUGGAUAUUACAAAUUUCUCAACCCAUGAAGACAGUGUAGCUAAAGCUCUUCACAGGUUUGGCAAGGUAAUUUUAAGGCAGUCUACCUGAGGUGGUUGAUGUUAAAUGAAUGCUUCUGGUGCUAUAUUGGCGUGUAGAUGUUGUGGUUCAAUUUUAUCCUUGGUUCAAAUUUAUUUUCCUUUGUUUCAAACGCAUGAUCAUACAUUACAAUACCCCAAAACAAAAGAAAACAAAAUUUGAACCAAGGAUAAAAUUGAAUCACAGCAUAGACAUGGUGACUUAAUGGCCAUUAAUCCUUUAACUCCCCAAAAUGAUUCACAUGGAAUUUCUCCCUGUAAUGUCUGCACAUUAUACUGCAAACAGGUAUUGAGAAAACUCCAACUUAUCAGGUAGAAGUUGUUAUCAUGAUCUACAUGUAGCACUAAAUUCUCAUAACUUAUUUACAAGGAAAUGUGUAGCUGCUAGAGGGGAGAAUUAACAAUCAGAUCUUGGGAGUUUAAGGGUUGAUAUGACGUAAAAACAUUCCAUCAUAUAGGACCUGUAUGGUCCCAAUUGUACACUUAAAUAGACAACUAUUAUGAAAAAUGAUCCUUGUAUGAGGGUAUCAAGUGAUCACACAAACAGGGCUAGGAGUAGCUGUACCACCCCAGAAGAUGGGUGAUGAAAGAGGAAAGGUAAAAAAAGAAAAGGGGUUUUAAUACAUGUUUGGUAGAGCCUGCAUUGACUGAGUUCAGUUGGGCCAGAUGGAUAAUAUUUGGAUUACUAUCCAUGCAUUAUGACCUCAAGCUGAAUAUUUCUUCCUUUGGUCUUCUAAAAGAUAGACAGAGUGUGAGAUCUUCUCAGUGAAGACUUACGAGCCAAGACUCAAUGGGUCACAUUGUAUAGUCGCUUCUCCUAAAAGGGAUGCUACUUCACCACAGGUUGCCCACCAGCAAUUUGUCAAGUUUUACUUUGUGUCUGCUAGUACCAUGUUAACACUUUAACCCCUGAGAGUAACUAGCAUCUAAUUUCUUUUACUUUUCACUAGCAGCCCUGAAUCCACUGUAAGGUCAUUCCAAUAAAGGAAAUUAUCACGAACUAUAGAUGCUCCUGAUUGUUUUAAAAAAUUCUCCUUACCAGAAUCUUAAGAGAUAUGUAGACAACAGUAUGGAGAAUAUACACUUUUAACUCCCAGAUAAAAUUUUUAAUUCUCCUUACUUUCAACCAUACAAUUCUUAUAAUGCUAGUUCAGAGAAUUUAGUAUUGGAUCAAGUAAUUAUCCCCAAAUUGAUAUUUUUCUUUAUUCUCAUUACUUAUCUGGUUGAUGUUGUAUUGAUAUUGUAAGGAGAAAUUCUGUCUUGAUCACACAUGGGAUUUAAAGGGUUAAUAUAUGAGUGUAAUGGGGUUAAUAAACUCAAGUGAGGAGAGGCACUGAGAGUAAAGUCUCUUGAUGGAUAUCACAACAUAAUGAUCUGGCUAGAGUUUGAACUGAGUCUUGUACCUUUUAAUCUGGAUUCCUCAACGCCAAAUAUAUGGUAAUGGCUCUUGGUUCAGCUUGUUACAGCAGAUCUUUGUAUGGAUGUGUUCUGUUACUGACUUUAUUUUUUGACUUAAAGCAUAUAUAUGUACUUUCUGUUAAAUUGCAGAUUGAUUUUUUUAGUGAACAAUGCAGGAAUUUUGCAGAUGGGUUUAUCAAUGGAUUGUGAUUUUGAUGUAGUUUUCCCAGUACUGAACACAAAUGUACUAGGGACAAUCUCUAUCACCAAAGCUGUUCUGCCUCACAUGGUUCAAAACAGGAAUGGUCAAAUUGUUGUAAUAAGUAGUGCCUCUGGGAAAAGUGGUAAGUUUGAUAUCUCAUGGCAGGGGGGGAGGGGAGAGGGGGUAUAAAAAUGCUGAAAAUUCUGCAUUAAAACAUGAACAUAAUGAAGGAUUUACCUUUCUUCAUUAUCAUUGGCAUUGAGAAAUGCCCUUUCUCGUCAACCAAGACCACCUGUGAUGUAACUUGACAACUGAAAGAUAUAUAUAAAAUUUUUUUCCCAGAAUCCAUUAUAUGAGCAAGACAAAAAUGAGUGAUUUGCAUUCCUCUUGGUACAAUAUAGACAUUCCCCCCUCCCCCUAAGUAAUAAUAUACUUGAGAACAGAGAACACUGCACAUAAUGCAAGUUUGUCUGACACAUGGAUCAAUAUAUAAUCACCUCUUAUGUGCCAAUCAAUUUGAAGCUUUGGCAUCCUUUUCCUCCUCCUCCCUCUCCUCCCUCCUCCUCCUCUCCUUCCCCAGGGCAUCUGAACUUUUGAAGACUGGUUCAUUCAUAUCCCCUGGGCCAAAAUUUCAUUCAAAUGCUGUACCCAAUUACUAGAUUUGAUGGUCAAUCUUUUUGCAACAGGUAAGAUCAGGAGCCCUGACUUUCUAGAAGACCUUUUCUUCUGAACCAAGUUCUUGCAAAAGUGCAUGCUUUACCAAUAAACACCUCCAUCUUAAAAGAAGAAACAGGUGUAUUCUGCUGGAAGGGCCUGACACUUUUGGUUCAAAUUCUCACCCCACCCAGGCAGGGUUCAAAUUUCCCACUCACUCACACCAGUGAUUGGUUCAUUACUUUUGGAGCUUGAGGUUCAGUUUGUGUUUGAUUUGUGGGACAGACUUUUGAGGCCAUUCUAUGGUAUUUGAAAUGGUGUCACAAAUCCAUUAGAUACUCUGCAGGGAUAUCGAAAAUAUCUUUCAAAUAUUGUCUUCCCAGUUUGUUCAGAAGGAUGCGACCAAAGUGUUUACACUUUGAAAUUCUCUAUAUUUUGCACAAUUCUCACAAGGCAUUUUAAUAAAAUAUUGUCCCCUAAUUUUUAGAUAACACAGCACAUUGAGCAUUAUGUUAAUUUGUUGACUUUGUUUUGCAGCACCAGUCCCUUAUGUGGCGGCAUAUGCAGCUUCCAAACAUGCUCUUCAGGUGAUUAACUUGAGAUAAUAUUGCACUUCUUCUAUUACUGGUCAUGUAAUGAUAUCUUUCUGUACAUGUGUACUGUAAUGACAUAUUGUACCCUGAUUUUAGAAUCAUAACCAUUUCUGCUCAUGUGUACCACGGCAUCUACUAUUACAAUAAUAAUUUAGUUUUUGGGAAUGUCUUGGAGGGUAAAGCAAAACUGUAGGUCGGAGAAGAAUACACAACUACAUACAAUAAUGGGCCAAUCAAUUUCAAGGCUUUACAUCCCCCCCCCCCUGCGUCAUUAAUGGCGACGUCAUCGGAUUAAUUUGCAUACCAAUACAUACACACUAUGAGAAAUGUCAAAAGCCAUGUGGGAGUCGUGAUUCAGUCCUCGGGAGAAUACUCAUGGGCAGUGAAAAAAAUGAAAAACAAAAAUAAAAUAAUGGUACCUGAAGGAAUCGGACAAAAAAUUGACUCAAGAGGAGUGUAUUGGUUUAAAGAUAUGAGUGUAUUACGGUUUCGUCGAACCAUUACUAUUAGGGAAGGUACGUUUUUUAAUGAGGGGGGGGGGGUCGGGGUGUUUUAGAAAUUUUUUGCGAAAAAAGAAUGCAUGAAGCUCCACAAAUACCUACACAAAAACAUCUGACCCUCCCCCUACGUCCUUCAAGACAAAAAUAACCGGAAGGGAAAAUAACUAGCUGGAAGUGUUACUCACAUAACCGCCUCUGCAUGGACUUUCUCAAGAGGAAGUUAAGUCUCUUUCAACGUCAGAGCUAGACGCACACAGCAGUAAAGUCAUGGAAAAGAUGCGUGGGCUGUUGGUGAGGAAGUGUGUCGAAUUGACGACUCCACAGUGCUACGUGGGUUUAUUUCGGCAUUUUUGGUCGACCGACCGGAAAAUCAAUUUUUCUACAACCGUGAGUAUCUUGGAGUCACCAACAAUCAAAAGAGUUCUGUUCCGGGGCAUGGGUAUUUUUUCAAGCUAGAACAAUUUGAGAGCUUCCAUUGUGAGAAAGGAUAGCCAUAUAUGGAGUGUAAGCGAAUGUCGUGUCAAGAGCGAAGUGGCCAACUAUGUAAAUUUUGCGAGGAGGAUGAGGCUACCAGCGCUCCACUUCCAACUCGACGACCAUAUCCCGACUAUGGCAAGCUACCAAACUUCCACGAUCUCUCUUGGAGUGCAACCACCACCAAUGGUCGUGAGCCGGACGACUUCCAGCCUCGAGCUCAGAUUAAGCGAUUGUUUGAGGAAAGUGAACUACUCAGUGGGGACAGUGAGGCUAUUAGAAAGUUUUCAGAUAAAUACAUUGUCCCCGAAAAGCUUGUGGCAGAGUAUGUUGAGCACCUUGCCAAGAUAAAAAUGCGUAAGGAGAAGAGGAAAGAGGAGACUGAAAGGGAGCGAAUGGAACGACUGAACGGGGAGUACAAUGACACUGACUGGGUUGGACUGUACAACUCCGAUAAGCUGUCGUCCUUGAGGGUGGAUGAGCUAUCCUUGUACUUUUCCCAUCACAAGAUCACCUUCAAAGGGAAGAAAGCUGAAAAGAUCGCAAUGAUAAAAGCGCACAUUGGCAGCUUGCUGUACGAUUCAAUAGAGCGUCGACAACCUCGGCAGCCCCUGCUAAAAAAUAUGCGGCAACAAGUGACCUCAUCACUUUCCGAGGUUGAAACUGACUCGCAAAGUGAUGUAGUAGAUCAAAUUGUUGGUUCAAGUCCGAGUAGCCUAAGUGACAAAUCGUCACCGGAGACUGAAUUUAUACCAGAAUCCCGCGCGGAAACAUUACCGCUGUCAAAAUAUGGAGGAAGGCGGGCACGGUCAAGAGAGACGAUUAUGUUAGUUGGGAGAAGAUAGUUUUUUGAUAUAAUAUUUCGACUCCUGUAAAUAAUCUAGAUUAAUCUUGACUGAUAACUUUUCUUGUCAGUAUACAAGGUUUAGGUUUCUACACACUUCGCGUGUUUGUUGACAAAUAAGAGUCAGCUAAGCGACAUGGAGUAAUUUUCCCCUUGCCAAAAAAAACUGUGACCUUCCCCCGGUUGCGAAUAAAACAGGUUUGACCCUCCCCAAUUUGUGAAAAAUUUAUUAAUGACCCUCCCCUCCGGAGCCUCGGCCCACCCCCCCCCCCCCCCCCCAAUAGAAAACGUACCUUCCCUUAAUAAUGAUAAUACCAUCUCAUAAGUUGGGCGCAAUCUAUUAGGGAAUUGCUGAUUUCUUACUUUGUAAUCUCAGGAUGACAGUCAAUAUUAAAUUUGCUGAAGUCAUUUUUAUUCCCUUUUUCUUUGUUGUUUAUUACUGCGCAUGUGCAUUAUGCCAAGUGAAAGGAUAAGGACUCCUGCAUGUCUGUGCUCACUUAAAAUGUGAUCAUUGGUUUUUGUUAUUUACUCUUUUUACUCUGCACAUUCGUAUUAUUCUGAGGACUGAAUCCCGACUCCCACAUAGCUUUCGUAAUUUCUCCGUUUAAUAUAGUACAGGGUGCUUGUGAGGGCAAGCAAAUUAACUCGAUGUCGUCGCCAUUAGUAGCGCACCCCUUUUACGUCACUCGUCACUCUUUUCAAAUUUCCCGCCAGAAUUUGAAAUUUGAAAUUAGCUAAUCAAAAGACUGGGAAAUCAAAUCGACCAUCUUGAAUGGACUACGGGCUCGUGAUUGGUCUAUUUAUACCACGUUGUACACAAUACUGCUCUCUGAUUGAUGAGCAUCCUAUACUACUUUGAGUGGGGCAUUUGAACGCAAUUUUCGUCCGGGGGAGGGGGAAUUUAAACGUGUCGGGGUGUUGCCCGGGGGAUGGUGAAGCUUCAAAUUGAUUGAGGCAUAAGCCCUUUUGAGUGUUAUGGGAUGAAUAGAGCAAAAAUUCUUAAAUGGGAUAAUUUAGGACAGAUCGAAAUGAAGUUUGUCUGUAAGUUGAUUGUUCCAGGUGUUCAGUCAGGAAAACGAAGCGUGGCAGUGAAAUGGCGUGAUAGUAUAGAAGAGGAAUGAAAAAAAGAAGAAGGGUUUGAUCGUGUCGAGGAGUUGCAAUUAGCUGAAAAAAUUUGUUUAGAACCUCUCUUUGUACAUUUAUACUAUUUUUAUUUACAGGGUUAUUUCAACGCUUUGCGUAUGGAAGUUUAUGAUAAAAAUGUUGGUGUCACAAUGAUCUGCCCUGGUUUAACGUACUCAAACCUCUUUCGAAAUGCAUAUCGAGAGAACUUGGAGGUAUGUCGAUGAAAUUUCACUUUUAUCAUAUAAUGUUAAUUGUUAUGUGGUGUUGAACGAUGAAAACCUGGUUGACCAACUCACGCGAAAAGUUAGUUUGCUCUGUCUGUAUUUCAAUAUGUGCACAUGUACGCUCAAGAUCUGCUUUAUGACAGGCUCAUAGCUGGCAGUUUGUAUUUUCCUCAACUGUGAUUUAGUCUAAGAGCAUUCCCUCUUUUUCGGCGAUGUCUGUCGUGGAAGGUUAAAAGAAAAAAAAAAAGAAAAAACCAGGGAACAAAAUAGCUUGCUAGCGCGUCGCACAGAACUCUGGAACUGAGGAGGCACCCACUUUUGGUGCGCUCCCUCCCAGAGUUCCAUGCGGCUUGCAAGCCAUCAUUUUUUUUUUCUCGCGGAUUUCUUUGUGAACUUGCGUGACUCGCUUCACCGAAAAGGGAGUGCACAAAGUCCACCCUUGAUUGGCUGUUCUGUUUUCUUUGGUAUUGGUUUUUCGUCAUUGAAUUGAAGAGCACUUCAGGAAACGAAGUCGUGAAUUCAUCAAAACCCUCUUUUCUUUUUCUUCAUUCUAAAGGAAGUCUUCCUCGUGCUAUCGCAUGCUAAAAUUUCCUCUUUUAUUUUUUUUUUUACUCGAUAGACUCGUAGGGAUUUAGUCCUUCCUCCGACAACCAUGAAACCGGAACGAUGUGCGCACCUUAUUGUUAUUGCCAUGGCGAACUGUUUGGAUGAAGUGUGGAUCGCUAAACCAUCACGUCUGUUAGAGUUAUAUCUCGCACAAUAUCUGCCACUUGUCAGAGACUGGUAAGGUAGUUCACGCAUUGCAGUUGUAUUGCAUCGGUUUUUGCCGCUUCCUUGUACGUUCUGGUAUUGGUGGAAAACUUCAUUGCGCCAUCCGUCUGCAAAACUUGAACCAGUCGUGACUUAGUCACUACUGUUUUUCCGCGAGUUAUUCGUGGUACAAACCAAACCUACUUAAUGAAUAUUCUCUAGGGCUGUCUGUCCGUGUCAAUCCUCAUCGCUCACUGGUUUUCUUACUUCUACUUGUCUCCAACGUUUUCUUUCACUUAGAAAAAUGGUGUACGAAAAAAAAUUGAGCCCGUGUAAAUAUUCCGUAACAAAACAUAUAAUAUUAUUUAUAUAAUAAGCUCAGUUAUGCACGCAUUCUGAUUGGUUCUCACUAAUGAUCUAUUGGAGGACAGACGUAGAGAUGACGACAUCAUUAAACUUUUUUUCCGUAUGUUUGAAUUCUUUAUUAUAUAAAACAAAUAGAUUCCAAGUUGCCGUGUGUCUGUUCAGUAAUAGAUAACAGAGGACGUCAAAAUGUGGUAAGAACAUCAGUGACACGCUCGGUUGCGCCUCGUGUGCCACUUUUUUGUUCUUACCACAUUUUGACGUCAUCUGUGAUCUAUUACUGAACAGACGCAAGGCAACUUGGAAUCUAUUUGUUAAAUUUAGAAUCGGAAAUUAAUCCCAUCGAUAUCAUGAACGUAGAAGGACCCCAGUUGAACCAAAAUGAAAAUGAGAAUUUUAAAUUGAUUUUCUUCGCAUGGAAUGAAUUUAUGUAUUGAUUGGUAAGUGGUAGUUUAUUUUUUUAAAAUUUAUGUAAUUACUCAUAUAUUCAUUGAUUGAUUUUCUGCUCAAUUUAUUUUCAGGUGGAUACAGCGGGAUAACCGGAACCGGAAUGCUAACCUGACAGCGGCAUCUCGGACUAACUAGUCGAUACUAAACUCAAAUACUGCCAGCACUUUUUUUUUCAAUUUAAAGUGCUAAGUUUGUGCUUUUAAUGGUGUAGACAUAUUGUAAAUAGUUGGCAAUAUGGCCUCAUAAAAUCGCAAGCUUUAGCGUAAUGAAUCGAGAAGAAAAUAUAAGUUUCUUUUCUAUUAAAGAGGGUAAGUUUAUAAAGCAACUGUGGUGCUGCGUCUGUGGGGAAGCUUAGCAAUAUAAUUUGGUUUUAUCAACUGUCUUAAUAAUCUCAAUUGGCCUCCGUAAAGAGUUUCAAAGCUAACAUUUCGAGCGUUAGCCCUUCGGCAGAGCGAUGUCGAUUAUUAACUUGGACUGAGAACAUUUUCAAGUCCCACAAUUCAGGAUCAUUUUCAAUUUUUUUUUUGCUGGUGAAGGAGGCAAUGCAUUGAAACUAACUCGAUCGAAUUCAAACAGUUCAGACGGCAAGCUGUUUAAACUAAGCCUUUAUUGUAAGUCACAAAGCCUUUAUUGUAAGUCACAAAGUUAUUUUUAAUUUAAAAAAACUUCCAAUUAAACAGGUAUUCCUUAAUGACGUCUAUCAUCUUCCAGCUAUCUUCACUGUAGCUCUUCACUUCUUAUCACAGUUUAAAGUACGCGCGGCCUCACAAAUGCGUCUUUUAUCGUCUUGA
This is a messenger RNA of Pocillopora meandrina, 10304 nucleotides long. NCBI's taxonomy places the organism in Eukaryota, Metazoa, Cnidaria, Anthozoa, Scleractinia, Pocilloporidae. The record is from the annotation of a GenBank genome assembly.